AUGAUUUGCUUGAUCACAGUGUUUGGCGUCAUUCUUUCAUCAAUUUUCAUCGAAAAAUACGGGCGUCGCAGUCUUCUGCUCGCCACUUUCACACUUCUCGCCGCCUUCAACGUCAUCAUUUUCGCGUGUAUGCUUCUGUUCGAGACGCAUCAAAGCGCGCUGCUCGGCUACGGUGUCGUCGUCGCGAUCGGUUUGUUCAAUUUGAUCUUCUCGGCGGGACCAUGUCCGAUAGCGUUCUUCAUCACCGGCGAGCUCGUCUCGCAGGGAGCCCGAGCGGCCGCGUGCACAUGGGUCAUCGUGCUGCUCAAUUUGAUGCGUUCGAUUGUUCUUGUGAUCUACAAUCCAAUCGAAAAUCUACUCGGCGGCCCGCUGGCCUACUUCGUGUUGUUCUUCCCGCCGUGCGUACAAAUGGUGCCGACCGCGUCGAUUUCGGCGCACGUUUUGGACAUUUCCGGCGGCAAACCGGCGGCGGGAAUUCAAAUUUUAGCCUAUUUUCAAGUUGAUGAUAGUUGGAAGAAAAUUGGAUCUGAAUUCACUCAAACCAACGGCCGCGUCGAUUGGGUCUCGCCGAACGUUCCGCUCGAAUCUGGAACCUAUCGCCUCGUCUAUCUAACCAAACCAUACUACAAUCAGCAGGGCAUCGACACCUUCUAUCCGUACGUGGAAGUGAUAUUCGAAGUCAAAGACGCCACUCAACAUUACCAUGUGCCUUUAACAUUGAGCCCGUGGGGAUAUUCGACCUAUCGCGGUUCUUGA
Molecule: messenger RNA, 756 nt
Organism: Caenorhabditis bovis
Lineage: Eukaryota; Metazoa; Nematoda; Chromadorea; Rhabditida; Rhabditidae
Source: the annotation of a GenBank genome assembly